AUCCCAGUGGGAAUUUCGAUAUUUCCGACAGCACUUUAAGGCAGCAUAGACAUUUUUUAUCAGCACCGAGUCGCUGCGGACAAACAAAGUAACAAGUUAACAACUAUGAGACGUCCUGGACAUGCAUUAACAGCUGCGACCACAGCUUUAACUCUUCUGCUUUGCCUGUGUUCAGUCAGAGGUGACUACUGUAAGGUGAAUGUUUGCCAUAACGGAGGAACAUGUGUGACGGGGAUAGGAGAUGAUCCGUUCAUCUGCAUCUGUGUGGAUGGCUUCGGUGGAGACACCUGCAACCUGACAGAGACCGGACCCUGCAGUCCAAACCCCUGCAAGAAUGAGGGCUCGUGCGAGAUCAUCACUCCAACCAGACGAGGAGACGUUUUCAACGAGUACAUGUGCAAGUGUCAGCCAGGCUUCGAGGGAGCGCACUGCCAGAUCAAUGUGAACGACUGUGCCAACCAGCCCUGUAAGAAUGGAGGGAUAUGUCGAGAUCUCGAGGGCGACUACACGUGCCAAUGCCCCUCCCCGUAUGUUGGAAAGCAGUGCCAGCUUAGUUGCAUUUCUCUGCUGGGGAUGGAGGGAGGAGUGAUCGUGGGGUCCCAGAUUUCAGCUUCCUCUUUGCACUACGGGAUUCUUGGUCUUCAGCGCUGGGGCCCGGAGCUGGCUCGACUCAACAACCAGGGCAUCGUCAAUGCCUGGACGUCCGCCGCCCACGACAGGAACCCCUGGAUCGAGAUUAAUAUGCAGAAGAAGAUGCGUCUGACGGGCAUCAUCACCCAGGGUGCCAGUCGCAUGGGCACGUCUGAGUACAUCAAGGCGUUCAAGGUGGCGAGCAGCUUCGAUGGCACCGCUUAUAUCACUUACAGAGCGGAUGGCCAACGGAGGGACAAGGUUUUCAUUGGCAACACGGAUAACGACGGCACAAAGACCAACAUUUUUGACCCUCCUAUCGUGGCCCAGUACAUCCGCAUCAUCCCUGUGGUUUGCCGCAGGGCCUGCACGCUGCGGAUGGAGCUGGUGGGCUGUGAACUCAAUGUUUAUUCAAACACGGCAGGUUGCUCAGAGCCUCUCGGAAUGAAGUCUCGCCUCGUCUCGGACGGCCAGCUUUCGGCCUCCAGCACUUUCCGCACGUGGGGCAUCGAUACCUUCACGUGGCAUCCUCAGUUCGCCCGACUGGAUAAGCAGGGAAAGACAAACGCCUGGUCUCCUGCACACAACAACCGCUCAGAGUGGAUCCAGGUCGAUCUAGAGAAGACAAAGCGCCUCACAGGCAUCAUCACUCAGGGGGCCAAGGACUUUGGGGUGGUGCAGUUUGUGUCACUGUUUAAAGUUGCUUACAGUAACGAUGGAGAGUCGUGGAGUAUGGUGAAGGAGGAGAACAACGGCAAUGAUAAGCUUUUCCAGGGCAACAUUGACAACAACACCCACAAGAAGAAUCUAUUCGAGCCUCCGUUCUACGCCCGCUACGUCCGCGUCGUCCCCUGGGAGUGGCACGAGCGCAUCACUCUGCGCAUGGAGCUGCUGGGCUGCGAUGAUUAGAAACCCACCACUCGCUCAUCUUAACACUGCUCCAUCCUCAUCCGGUCGCUCCGUCGCCUCAAACCACAGCAGAGGAAUAAAGGUCCUGUUGGCUGCUGGGACUGUGACACUUGUAGCACUUUCUAACUUUAAUGUUUGUGUUUAAUAACAUUGUUUUGACAUUUCUCACAGAGAGUCCUGUAUGAAGUAUCAAUAAUUAGAAUUUGAAUAGCUUUGGAUAAAAACUAAAUUUGCGCUUCAUGUUAUUUGCUAAUGAUUUCAGGUCUGUAGACGGGAUAGUAGUGCUAUUCACCUUCUGCAGUUUUACUCAAAGUUAAAUUGCAAGUUUUAACCAGUUAGAAACCCCACAUUUUUGUUUAACAGUCUGCGAAGGACAGAUGACAAACAUCCUCGCUGCUGUUUACUUACUCGAGCAAAAAGGACGCAGGGACUGCACAAUAUUCUUGCAUUUCCAACAAUCCUGUGAGAGAUUAUGUCCAAGAGAAGAAAAUUUGACCUGCAGGCCACUGAUCUGUCAAUCAAUUUUUUUUUUUACACAUUUCAGCAGAUUUUUCCACUUCAUCUAACAAAUUGUUACAUCGAAAUUAAAACCUUUUUACAUCAAAUGUGAAAUAUGUAGAAAGAUGUGUAGAAAA
Anoplopoma fimbria (sablefish) is the source of this 2174-nucleotide messenger RNA. RefSeq names its product EGF-like repeat and discoidin I-like domain-containing protein 3. Gene Ontology annotation, molecular function: calcium ion binding. The coding region runs from base 106 to 1539 and encodes 477 amino acids. Lineage: Eukaryota; Metazoa; Chordata; Actinopteri; Perciformes; Anoplopomatidae. The record is from RefSeq and is a predicted model, not a curated record. The transcript is spliced from 10 exons.